Messenger RNA from Acyrthosiphon pisum (pea aphid), 1149 nucleotides. Its product is annotated as inhibitor of growth protein 5-like. The transcript is spliced from 6 exons. Bases 136 to 975 code for a protein of 279 amino acids. NCBI's taxonomy places the organism in Eukaryota, Metazoa, Arthropoda, Insecta, Hemiptera, Aphididae. Gene Ontology annotation, cellular component: nucleus. Gene Ontology annotation, biological process: regulation of DNA-templated transcription. The record is from RefSeq and is a predicted model, not a curated record.
AUUCAAAAAGUUGAUAAAACAAAAACACAAGUACAGUACACAAUAAACUCCAGAUGCUGUAACUGUUGUUUACGAGAGUGCCCAUUGCUUAUUUUUUGUUUCUAAAAUUCUCGACUGAACCAUAAAAUAACAAUAAUGACUUCAGCGCUAUACCUGGAACACUAUUUGGACAGUUUGGAGAACCUUCCUGUUGAAUUACAGCGAAACUUCACUCUGAUGCGAGACCUCGACUCGAGACUCCAAGAACUGAUCCGCAAUAUUGACAAACUGGCCAACGAUUAUAUGUCAAAUGUCAAGAGAUACUCUGUAGAAAAAAAGAAUGAAACUAUGACCAGCAUACAACGUCAGUUUGACAAAGCGAAAGAAUAUAGUGACGAUAAAGUUGAACUGGCAAUACAAACUUAUGAAUUGGUGGAUAAUUAUAUUAGAAAAUUAGAUUCAGAUUUAUCCCAUUUUGAAGCAGAAAUUCAAGACAAAGCUAUCAGCGCUAAGAGAAAUAUAGAGGAAGGUUCACAAAAACGAGGAUGUAAGAAGAAUAAAGUCAAAGAAGUUAAAAAUAAAAGUGCAUCAAGUGAAGAAGAAACCGUUACUAUAACAUCUAAAAAAAAACAAUUGAAAAAAGUAGGAGCAAAAUCGACCAUUGCAGCACCUAGCAAAACACCUUUGGUCAGUGUUGUCACUAAUCCAACAAGCCCUACCAAUAGCGAAGCCAGUGUUACAGUAGAGACUAGUUCUCUUAAUGGUGAAUUGAUCGUUGCCGGAGUUGCUCACUCGACUGAAGUAUUAGACAUGCCUGUUGAUCCAAAUGAACCGACAUACUGUUUAUGCAACCAAGUUUCCUAUGGUGAAAUGAUAGGCUGUGAUAACCCAGACUGUCCUAUAGAAUGGUUCCACUUUGAAUGUGUCCAAUUAAUUACGAAGCCCAAAGGAAAAUGGUUCUGCCCAAAAUGUAUCACAGACAAGAAGAAAAAAUAAUAUAUUUUAAAAAUGAAAUAAGUUUUUUAUUUUAUAAAUACUUAGCACAUUUUAUGUAUUUUUGUCUGUAUGAAUAGUGCAUAAAUACAGUGUAUACAUUUCUUACGGUGGUAUGAACAUACAAUUUUAAUUAUUGUCAUUGAGAAUUGCAUACAAAUUUGAGAAGAAAAUAAA